AUGGUCCAGAGCACAUCUGGAGCUCAGUUUGAUGUGUUCUUGAGUUUUCGAGGACCGGAUACUCGAGCUAACUUCACAGAUUCCCUCUAUCAUGCCCUGCUAGAUAAGGGUAUCCAUGUUUUCAUAGACAAAAAGGGGAUCGACGUCGGUGAAGAGAUUGGCACUGAGAUUUUCCAGGCCAUCAAUGACUCAAAAAUCUGCAUUCCCAUCUUCUCCAAAGGCUAUGCCUCCAGUAGCUGGUGCCUGCGUGAGCUGCAAUACAUGAUGGAGCGUAGGAAAACCAAUGAACUAGAGGUCAUGCCCAUUUUCUAUGAUGUGGAACCUUCUGAUGUGAAGCUUGAAAGUAGGGUGUAUAGGGAUGCAUUAACUCUGCAUGAAAAAAAACAUGGGGCUGAGAUUGUGCAACGCUGGGCGGAGGCACUCAAGGAGGUCACUGGAAUCAAGGGAUGGGACACCAAGAACAGAGGCCAUGGAGAACUCACACGAUUAAUAGCUCGUAAAGUUUUGGUUAAGCUUAAAGUGUCUCCGGUACAUAUGUCCGAUCAUUUGGUUGGGAUCAACCAAUCAAUGGAUGAAAUAAUAAAUUUGUUGAGUGUUGAAUCUAAGGACAUAAGGCUCAUUGGAAUAUGUGGAAUAGGUGGUAUAGGCAAGACAACUCUUGCAAAGGUCAUUUACCACAAACUGUCCACUAAUUUUGAAAGUUGUAGCUUUAUCCCAGAUAUUCGACAAGCAUCGGAAAGUUCAAGUUCUGGUCUUCUAAAUGUGCAAAGGAGACUAGUGCAUGAUACCCUUGGGGACAAAAGAAUUGAGGUUUGCAGCAUCGAUCAAGGGAUAAAUAUUAUCAAAGAACGAUUUAGUAGAAAGAAAGUCCUUAUUUUCCUUGAUGAUUUGAAUCAUAGGAGCCAACUGUCAACACUAGCAGCAAAGAGAGAAUGGUUUGGUCUAGGAAGUAGAAUUGUGGUUACAACAAGAGAUAAAAGUGUUUUGUCUGUAUUUGAGAAUAGUUUGACUUAUGAAGUUGAAGGGUUGAAUAGUCAAGAUUCGUUACAACUUUUUAGUAAGCAUGCAUUUAGAAUCAACUAUCCUCCAAGUGACUUUCUAAGUCUAGCUAAGAAUGUUACUGCAAAAACCGGUGGACUUCCUUUGGCAAUUGAAGUGAUGGGUUCAUUUUUAUACCAAAAAAGAAAAGCAGCGUGGGAAGAUACACUAAAAAAGAUGGAAAGCCAUCUUCAUGAAGAUGUGGAAAAAAAGUUAAUGUUGAGUUAUGAGGCUCUAGAUGAAGAGCAAAAGCAAAUAUUUCUCGAUAUUGCCUGUUUUCUAACCGGAAAGGAUAAGAGAGAUGCAAUCUAUAUGUGGGAGAACUAUGAAUUGUUUCCAGAUGAGGGGAUUGAUGUCCUACUUCUGAUGUCCUUAAUAAAAAUUGGAGUAAAGAAUGAGUUUUGGAUGCAUGACCAGCUUAAAGACUUAGGUAGGGGCAUCGUACGUGCUGAAAAUCACAAAGAUCCAGGAAAGCGUUCUCGUGUGUGGAACUGUGAAGAAGCAUUGGAUAUGAUCAUCAGAAAGAAGGGAACUGAGGCCGUUGAAGCGAUCUGUCUGAACGUUGACGGAGUUCUUUUUACACCAGAAGAGUUUAUGAAAAUGCCAAAUAUACGAUUUCUUGGAAUGACGAGCGGAAACUUCUCUGGAGACUUUGAGGGUCUCUUUCCAGAACUAAGAUGGCUUUCUUGGAAGAAUUGUCCUUUAUAUUUGCAUGCAACCAACUUUUGCCCCAAAAAUCUACUCGUCCUUGACCUAUCACGGACCCAAAUAACAGAAGGUUGGAACGGUUGGACUCAACUUAAGGUAGCUAUGAAAUUGAAGGUCCUUAAUUUGUCAAAUUGCCUCGGUUUAAGCACAACUCCUGACCUCUCUGCAUAUUCAUCUUUGGAAAUAUUAAUUCUAGUGGGGUGUGAGAAUUUGCUACAAAUUGAUCGAUCCAUCGGUCGUCUAAAAUGUCUGAAGCACUUGGAUCUAAAUGUAUGUCAUCGGCUCCAAAUGCUGCCUGUUGAAUUAGGUUCUCUAGAAGCUUUGACCAAGUUGCUCAUAGGUAACCAUGCUAUUUAUGGACGCAUUAGUCAAGUCCCAAGCUCAAUCGGAGCACUGGUGAAUCUUGAGUGCUUGUCCAUAUGUGGAGCCAAAAAGCUAACAACACUUCCUGACUCGAUUGGAAUGCUGAAAUCUUUAGCUGAGUUGGAUGUCUCAAGCACGGGCAUUGUAGAGUUUCCAAGUACCAUUAUCAAUCUAAAGAGCUUGAAAGUGUUGAGGAUAAACUCAUGUCACAUGCAAAAGCUACCUGAGUCAAUUGGGAUGUUGGAGAAACUUGAAGAAAUUUAUGGAGAGUGUUGCACGCAACUAAAGAUGAUUCCUAGGGAUAUCGGGAGAUUACCUUUCUUGAAGAUUUUGAUGUUAACAUACACUCUUGUGGAUAAUGUACCAAAACUUCCCCAGAGUUUGGUAAAUCUAUAUUUGUCCUCAAGAACUUCAGAAAAAACUCCAGAGAUCUCCAACCUUGUGGGAUUAAGGAAUCUGAAAUUAGGUUUUCCCACCACACCCCCCAUCACUCGCACUAUUCCCCAAAAACCUCCAGACAUCUCCAACCCAUGUUGUAUGUUGAAUCUUUCGAGUAUCACCAACGUAAGCUCAUAUUUGGGUUUCCUUUGCUGUCUAAAAGAAGUUGAACUCAUAAACUGCAAUAAGCUGCGACAGAUUGGACAGCUUCCCUCUAGUAUGAGGAAACUCGUAGUUCGGAUCUGUGAGAACCUACACCAGAUUGGACAGGUUCCCUCUAGCUUGAGGGAACUUACAGUUCGCAAUUGCAAUCUUCUUGAAGCUGUUGACUUUUCCAAUUUGGAGAAUCUGCAGCUCUUGUAUAUUACUGAGUGUCGCUCCCUUCAGACAUUGCUCAACUUCUCUGACUUGAAAAAUCUUAAGGAUUGUAAGUUAUGGUACAGUCCGAAACUGGUUGACGUUCAAGGUCUUGACAGACUGGAAUCUCUAGAAAUUCUUUGGAUCGAAGGCUGUAGAUCCUGGGGAAGUUUACCUGAUUUGUCCAACUUGAAGAACUUGAAGGAGUCUAAUUUUCGAUAUAACGGUUUUCGUAGUCCCUAUAGAAAAGAUUAUCCUUUCCAACUUUAA
Molecule: messenger RNA, 3174 nt
Organism: Eucalyptus grandis
Lineage: Eukaryota; Viridiplantae; Streptophyta; Magnoliopsida; Myrtales; Myrtaceae
Product: disease resistance protein RPV1-like
Exons: 4
Coding region: 1-3174 (1057 amino acids)
Biological process (GO): signal transduction; defense response
Molecular function (GO): ADP binding
Source: RefSeq, a predicted model, not a curated record